UUACAGGUCAAUAUGGAAGACGAUCGUUAUUUACCAACAAUGUUGUCGCCAAAGUCAGUUUUAAUCACUGGUUCUAAUAGAGGAAUUGGUUUGGAAUUUGUCAGGCAGUUUUUAAAAUUUGCGGAUCCACCAAAAUACAUUUUUGCAAGUUGCAGAUUACCAGAAAAAGCGUCGGAGUUGACUGAAAUUGCGAAAACUAGUCCCUGUGUACAUGUUAUCAAGCUAGAUGUAGCAGAUCAUAGUUCUAUAAAGAAUGCCAAGGCAGUUGUAGCAUCUGUUGUAGAAGAUAACGGAAUAAACCUUCUAAUAAAUAAUGCAGGAACCUACAGAGCUGAUGCUGAUAUUUAUAAUGUUUCGUGGGAGGAGAUGAGAAGAAAUUUUGAUGUGAAUGCAAUUGGUCCAUUAAUGAUUAGUCAGACAUUUUUACCAUUGUUAAAACAGGCUGCGGGCCGGAAAAAAGAUGAAGUUAUGUCUUGCAAUAAGGCGGCAAUUAUUAAUAUAUCAUCAGAUUUUGGUUCAAUAACAGAGAACUUUGGUCGAUUGUAUCCAUAUAGGGCAUCGAAGGCUGCUCAAAACAUGAUUACAUCAUGUCUGAGCAUAGAUCUAAAAGCUGAUGGCAUCCUUUGCACCGCUGUUCAUCCCGGGUGGGUGAAGACGGAUAUGGGAGGACCGAAUGCCAAGAUAAGCACGGAGGAAAGUGUCUCUGGAGUAUUCGCCAUCUUGAGAAAACUGCAAGGAGAAGAAGAAUCUGGAAAAUAUUAUGAUUCAACAUCAGGAAAAGUAUUUGGGUGGUAGGUCAUGCAGCUGACGAAGGGAGAGUUAUGUACCAUUUUAUGAUGCUUGGACGAACAAUUAUAAUUUGUUUCCUAUGACGCUACAUACACAAAACACAAAAAAUGCUCCGCAUGUAUAUAUGAAAGCAGGAUUAUUCUUUUAGAACAUGUGGUUCUUAGUGUGUUACUGAUGAAUUACUGAAAUUGCUACAUACAGAUGAGAAAGUUGUGUAAUUAUAAAGAUACAAGAGGUACAGACUGAUGGGCUGUCACGCAUUUGAAUUAUAAAUAUAUAUUGAUUUGAAUGGAAAUGUGUUCUAAUUGGAAAUGUGUAAACGAAAAUAACUGUAUCUAAAAUGCCCUGCCUAACCAGCCCUGGUUAAUAUAUGAGUUACGUGUGCAGAAAUAGAGGAUCGUACGUUGGUUAUUUUUAUAAUCAGAAUAAAAAAGUCAGAGACUCUGUCCAACAUCAUUUUUACCCAACAAAUUUAGUAAAUUCAGUAUGGAAAGACAA
Mercenaria mercenaria is the source of this 1287-nucleotide messenger RNA. Its product is annotated as C-factor-like. Lineage: Eukaryota; Metazoa; Mollusca; Bivalvia; Venerida; Veneridae. The record is from RefSeq and is a predicted model, not a curated record. The transcript is spliced from 5 exons. Bases 13 to 795 code for a protein of 260 amino acids.